AUGUCUGCAGCAUCAGGUUCGCAGAGAUCAGGAUCUGGCGGAUCGAUAGAUUCACAGGCUGGACAGGCCGACGCAGCACUCGAGGCCCAUUACGAGAGCACACAAACCGCUGCUGACGUGGCGGCAAUGAAAAAUGUGGACGUUAGCUGGUAUUGCACAAUCUCCAUCAACGGGCAGGCAAUGCAUUGCUUGUGUCCAUAUCACUGCACACUUAUCCAGAGGGUGAUUGAUAAACAAGAUCAGGGCAAUAACGCUCUGCCGCCUAAUGAAAGAUUCCACGAAGUGGAGGGACACACAUGGAUACCUCUCAGUCCCGCUCAAGAAGCCGAACGUUUCCCCACAGCUAUGAAAGUAAACACAGUGGUGGGAAGUCAAGGGUACCAGCCACUUCAAUGGACAGAUUGUGAUCAUCACUUUCCUGUCUCAAUCAAUCUUUUGAGAGCCACUCGAAGGGGUAGUGCCCGUUUGCAGAUCAAUGCGUUCAUGGGCGAUACCAAUACAAAUAAUACAGAGGCGACAGCCAAUCUUUGGAGGAACAAUCCGACACUAGAAUACGGCAGUCAAUUCAAUCCGAAUUUGUGAAACAGGGGGCCAACAACCACCCUCGAGCCAAUUUGAACUACCAAAGCAUGGGCAAUUGCAAGAUAGGACUCUCAUGUCCUCUGAUUCCUUCCUCUUAUAAAACUU
Aaosphaeria arxii CBS 175.79 is the source of this 687-nucleotide messenger RNA. RefSeq lists its product as uncharacterized. The coding region runs from base 1 to 582 and encodes 193 amino acids. The transcript has 2 exons. NCBI's taxonomy places the organism in Eukaryota, Fungi, Ascomycota, Dothideomycetes, Pleosporales. The record is from RefSeq and is a predicted model, not a curated record.